Populus nigra (black poplar) is the source of this 4026-nucleotide messenger RNA. RefSeq names its product RNA polymerase II C-terminal domain phosphatase-like 1. The transcript is spliced from 17 exons. Lineage: Eukaryota; Viridiplantae; Streptophyta; Magnoliopsida; Malpighiales; Salicaceae. Gene Ontology annotation, molecular function: RNA polymerase II CTD heptapeptide repeat phosphatase activity. The record is from RefSeq and is a predicted model, not a curated record. Bases 482 to 3454 code for a protein of 990 amino acids.
AUAAUUUCUUAUCGGACUAAACCAAACCACAACGCUUGGAGUGCUAUUCUUGACCUUUCCCUAUCUGGAUCUAGGGUUUCUCUCCCUUUUCUCUGCAGACUUCACCAUCUUCAACUAAAGAGAAAACAAACAAACAAACCCUAGCUAGCUCCACCUUGACUUUUAGACUGGUAAUUUUAUCAAUCAAUAUCAUCAUCGAAGGAACUUUCUAGUGUUUUGAUUUUUGGAUCAUCAUCAUCAAUUUACAGAUCUAUCCGUGUUCAUCUUAAAAAUCUGACCAAAAACAACAAAAAAAGUUUCCUUAAUUUUGUUCCUAUUUCCCUCGAGAUCUUUUUCCUGUUGUAAUUUCAAGGAAAUCGGAUUCAGAUCAUAUAAUGACUUUCUUUCAUGGGAAUUUAUGAUCUUUGAUGGACUUCGAAUCAAAAGCUUGAAACUUUGAAGCAAAGAUUGGAAAUUUUUUUGGGGGGUUUUGUGGAAAAAGAUGUAUAAAUCAGUGGUGUAUAAAGGAGAGGAGUUACUGGGAGAGGUUGAAAUAUAUGCACAAGAACAACAGCAAGAAGAAGAAGAGAACAAGAACAAGAGGAAGAGAGUAAUUGAUGAGAUAGUGAAGGGAAUCAGAAUUAGCCACUUCUCACAAGCUAGUGAGAGAUGUCCACCACUUGCAGUGCUUCAUACAAUUACAUCUAUUGGUGUUUGCUUCAAAAUGGAAGAGUCAACAGCAUCAUCAUCAACAAAGAUCUCCUCUCAACAAGAAUCGCCGCUUCGCCUUUUGCUCUCCUCCUGUAUCCAAGAAAACAAGACUGCAGUAAUGCAUCUGGGAGGUGAGGAGCUCCAUUUGGUUGCAAUGCCCUCCAGGAGAAAUGAAAGAAAGCAUCCAUGUUUCUGGGGAUUCAAUGUUGCAUCAGGACUUUAUGAUUCUUGUCUUGUCAUGCUGAACCUCAGAUGCCUUGGCAUUGUAUUUGAUCUUGAUGAAACUCUCAUAGUUGCAAAUACAAUGCGCUCAUUUGAAGAUAAAAUUGAAGCUUUGCAGAAGAAAAUAAGCACCGAGGUGGACCAACAGCGAAUUCUUGCUAUUAUUUCAGAGAUCAAGAGGUAUCAGGAUGACAAGAUCAUUUUGAAGCAAUACUUGGAAAAUGAUCAGGUUAUUGAAAAUGGAAAGGUGAUCAAAACACAGUUUGAGGUCGUCCCGGCCGCGUCUGACAACCAUCAACCUUUGGUUCGCCCAUUGAUACGGUUGCCAGAGAAAAACAUAAUUUUUACUCGCAUCAAUCCACAGAUUCGUGAUACAAGUGUACUUGUGAGGUUGAGACCUGCCUGGGAGGAUCUUAGAAGCUACUUGACUGCAAGAGGGCGCAAGCGUUUUGAGGUUUAUGUUUGCACAAUGGCUGAAAGAGAUUAUGCUUUAGAAAUGUGGAGGCUUUUGGAUCCAGAAUCAAACUUGAUAAACUCAAAUGAAUUGCUAGAUCGGAUUGUGUGCGUCAGCUCUGGUUCAAGAAAGUCAUUAUUCAAUGUCUUUCAAGAUGGAAUAUGCCAUCCUAAGAUGGCACUUGUGAUUGAUGACCGCAUGAACGUGUGGGAUGAGAAGGAUCAAUCGCGUGUGCACGUGGUUCCUGCUUUUGCUCCUUAUUAUGCUCCUCAAGCUGAAGCAAAUAAUGCUGUUCCAAUCUUGUGCGUUGCGAGAAAUGUUGCUUGCAAUGUUAGAGGUGGUUUCUUCAAAGAAUUUGAUGAGGGUCUUCUGCAGAAGAUACCUGAGGUUGCAUAUGAAGAUGAUACCAGUAAUAUUCCUUCUCCUCCUGAUGUGAGCAACUACUUAGUUUCAGAGGAUGAUGCUUCUGCUGCAAAUGGAAACAGAGAUCCACCUUCUUUUGACAGCAUGGCAGAUGCUGAGGUUGAAAGGCGGCUAAAGGAAGCAGUUUCAGCUUCUUCAACAAUCCCCUCAACAAUUCCUUCAACAGUCAGCAGCUUAGAUCCAAGGCUUCUUCAGUCUCUCCAAUACGCAGUGGCAUCUUCUUCAAGCUUGAUGCCAGCAUCACAACCAUCAAUGCUGGCAUCACAACAGCCAGUGCCAGCAUCACAAUCAUCAAUGAUGCCAUUUCCCAACACACAGUUCCCUCAGGUGGCUCCACUAGUUAAACAGUUAGCCCAGGUUGUUCAUCCAGAACCAAGCUUGCAGAGUUCUCCUGCUCGAGAAGAAGGUGAAGUACCUGAAUCUGAAUUAGAUCCUGAUACAAGGAGGCGGCUUCUCAUAUUACAACAUGGGCAAGAUUCAAGAGACAAUGCACCAAGUGAAUCCCCAUUUCCUGCAAGACCUUCAGCACCAGUGUCAGCUGCACAUGUGCAAUCUCGUGGAAGCUGGGUUCCAGUGGAGGAAGAGAUGACCCCAAGGCAACUUAACCGAACACCCAGAGAAUUUCCUCUAGAUUCAGAUCCAAUGAAUAUUGAAAAGCACCAAACUCAUCAUCCAUCCUUUUUUCCCAAGGUUGAGAGUAAUAUCCCAUCUGAUAGGAUGAUUCAUGAGAAUCAAAGACUGCCAAAAGAGGCACCUUACAGAAACGAUCGGAUGAGGCCAAACCAUUCAACUCCCAAUUAUCAUUCUUUCCAAGUGGAGGAGACUCCAUUGAGUAGAUCAUCCAGCAACAGGGACCUUGACUUGGAAUCUGAACGUGCUUUUACAAUUUCUGAAACUCCAGUUGAAGUUUUGCAAGAAAUUGCGAUGAAGUGUGAAACCAAGGUGGAAUUCAGGCCUGCUUUGGUUGCUAGCAUAGAUCUGCAGUUCUCCAUUGAGGCUUGGUUUGCAGGAGAAAAGGUUGGUGAAGGAACUGGUAAAACAAGAAGAGAAGCCCAACGUCAGGCAGCUGAGGGUUCUAUUAAGAAGUUAGCUGGCAUAUAUAUGUUGCGUGCGAAGCCUGAUUCUGGGCCCAUGCAUGGGGAUUCAAGUAGAUAUCCUAGUGCAAACGACAAUGGUUUCUUGGGUAAUAUGAAUUUAUUUGGAAAUCAGCCUUUGCCUAAAGAUGAGCUAGUUGCAUAUUCAGCUGCUUCAGAGCCAUCCAGGCUUCUGGAUCCAAGGCUGGAAGGCUCUAAGAAAUCAUCGGGUUCUGUCACUGCACUCAAAGAAUUUUGCACGAUGGAGGGACUUGGAGUAAAUUUUUUGGCACAGACUCCACUUUCAGCUAAUUCAAUACCAGGAGAGGAAGUACAUGCACAGGUUGAAAUAGAUGGACAGGUUCUUGGGAAGGGGAUUGGGUCGACAUGGGAUGAAGCUAAGAUGCAGGCUGCCGAAAAGGCUCUUGGAAGUCUAAGAACAAUGUUCGGUCAUUAUACACAGAAACGACAGGGUUCCCCUAGGCCAAUGCAAGGGAUGCCAAAUAAACGUCUAAAGCAAGAGUUUCCGCGAGGUCUGCAGCGCAUGCCCCCUUCUGCUAGAUAUCACAAGAAUGCUCCUCCUGUUCCUUGAAGACCAUACAGUACCUCCUUUUUCCCACUGUGUUGUAAUAAAUGCCGAUUGUUUGAUCCCGAGCCACCAGUUGAAUCAAUGGUUAAGUCUUUUGCGAUGUGUAACAUGAAUCCAAGAAGAGCCCCCCCCACCUGACCAAAUCUUAUUGCAGAGUUUUUUCCAAGUGACUGCAAUUCUGUGAUGUUCAUAUAUUUGUGAUUUCCAGCUGCUUUUGUCUCAACUCUCCGCGUCAAAAUGCACAGAAGACUUGUGCAUCAAGAAGGGCAAGGGCUACAAAGACCCGAUCACUGCUGGGCAGUCGAUGCUGCCAUUGCCUUGGGAGAAGUCACUAGGUCCGGACUGUUUAUGAUGUGUGCAUGUUUAACCGAAGUAAAAAAUUGAUGAUGGAGAGUAGUUUCUGGCUACAUGCUCAAAGUCUCGGAACAUACUUACUAUUGACAGUGUUGAUGUAAAAAAUCUAACCAGUCAGUUUAUGUUGGCUCUCUCCACCUUACCGGAUAAGUUCGAUCUUGAGUUUAACCUAAUAAGCAAACGUAACAGCUUCAUUUGUUUAAAUGGGUUUAAAUUUGUCA